AUGGACAAAUUAACUUCUAUUGAGAAAUUUGAGGGAAGAGACUUUCAUACUUGGCAAAUACAAAUGCAGUUACAUUUGAUUGAAAAAGAUCUGUGGGAUGUCAUCAAACCGAACUCAGUAACACCAACUGAUGCAGCUUCUACACCUAUGCCAAAGAAGUCAGUGCAAAACUUCUCAGCGUGGAUAGCUGCUGUAGUGAUAUUAGCAUUUGUUAUCAUACUACUGAGUUUACUGCUUAUUUUUCGUAAACAAAUGUGUCUACUAAUUCGAAAGAAGAAAGCAGCUGAACCAACUAAAUCAAAAGAGAGAACUCAACUCGAUCAAGUGGUGAGCAGUCUUGGUCGUAGUGGAUCUGCGGUAACUUGUUUUGAUUAUGGAACACUUAAAUCAUCAACAAAGAAUUUUCAUGAAAAGAACAAGCUUGGUUGUGGAGGAUUUGGCACAGUCUAUAAGGGAACCCUUCAAGAUGGAUCAAUUGUGGCCAUCAAGAGACUAGAGAGGGCUAAACAAGGGGAUACAGAAUUUUAUAGGGAAGUUAAGUUGAUCACAGGAAUUCAACACAAGAACCUUGUUCGACUGAUUGGUUGUUGUGCAGAGGAACAUGAAAGAUUGUUGGUUUAUGAAUAUAUGUCUGAGAGAAGCCUGGACAGAUUUAUAUAUGGUAAUACCAACGAAUUCUUGCCAUGGCCAACACGUUAUGAGAUCAUCCUUGGAGUUGCACGGGGCCUUCAAUACUUACAUGAAGAUUCUCAUAUCAGAAUCGUUCAUAGAGAUAUUAAGGCAAGCAAUAUAUUGCUGGAUGAGAAAUUUCAGCCUAGAAUUGCAGAUUUUGGCCUCGCCAGGUUCUUCGCAGAUGAUGGAAUGCGCAGCACACAAUUUGCAGGAACACUCGGAUACACAGCUCCAGAAUAUGCCAUUCGUGGUGAACUCUCAGAGAAAGCUGAUAUAUACAGCUUUGGGGUAUUGGUAUUAGAGAUUGUGAGUUGCAGGAAGAACACAGAUCUCACUUUACCCUCAGGAACUCAGUAUCUUCCAGAACUGGCUUGGAAGCUUUAUGAAGAAGAUAAGAUCUUAGAUCUUGUUGAUGAGAGAAUGAGGGAAGGUGGGUAUGUUAAGAAUGAGGUUCUGAGAGUACUUGAAGUGGCAUUCAGGUGUAUACAGGCACCCCCUCACCUUAGGCCAGCUAUGUCUCAAGUUACAGCCAUGUUUUUAUGCCAGAUAGACAUGGCAACCAUGAAAAUGACUAGCCGUUAUGAUGAGCUUCCAACAUGGGAAUCCAUAUCAUUGGAGCUUCACUCCCCCAUAAGCAAUCCUUCCACUUCACAUUGA
This is a messenger RNA of Cryptomeria japonica (Japanese cedar), 1329 nucleotides long. Its product is annotated as cold-responsive protein kinase 1-like. Lineage: Eukaryota; Viridiplantae; Streptophyta; Pinopsida; Cupressales; Cupressaceae. The transcript is spliced from 7 exons. The coding region runs from base 1 to 1329 and encodes 442 amino acids. Gene Ontology annotation, molecular function: protein kinase activity; ATP binding. The record is from RefSeq and is a predicted model, not a curated record. Gene Ontology annotation, biological process: protein phosphorylation.